AUGGAGUGCAUUGCACUGGAUAAUCAGCCGUUUUCAAUCGCGCAAGACGCCGGAUUCAGCAAACUUGUGGAGUUCCUCGAGCCGCGCUUUGCCAUGCCCAGUCGCAAGUAUUUCUCUGAUGUUUGCCUCCCCGAGUUGUACAGUGUUGUUUAUGAACACGUCGAGAAGCUAAUUUCUGAUGCUGUAGCCAUUAGCUUCACGACAGAUAUCUGGUCUUCAAGCGUUAGCCAGGUUAGCAUGCUGAGCUUGACGGCUCAAUGGCUGGACCCGGACUUUAAGCUCGUCAAGACUGUGCUUCAUUCUCAAGAGUGCCGUGGGUCUCACACGGCACAAGCGAUCACAUGUGCCUUUGAAAAGAUGUUUGAAACAUGGAAAAUCUCCAAGGAGAGGGUGCAUGUAAUAGUUCGGGACAACGCACGCAACAUGGCUAAAGCUACGUCGGAGUUUGGUGUGCUAAGUCUGCCCUGCAUGGCACACACCUUGCAGCUGGCAGUGAACGGAGGUGCCCUGUCUCAACGCAACAUAGCAGAUGCUCUGGCUGUGGGUAGACGUGUGAUAGGCCACUUCAAACACUCACCACUGGCUUGCAGUCGUUUUGAAGACAUACAAAAAGAACUCAACAUGCCUGUGAAAAAGCUGCAACAGGAUGUAUCCACUAGGUGGAAUUCCACCUAUUAUAUGAUGCAGAGACUGGUGGAGCAGAAGAGAGCAUUGAGUGCAUAUGCUGCAGAUUAUGAACUCCCAGCAACAUUGAAUGCAACUCAGUGGGGGAUUCUGGAGAAGAUGACCAACCUCCUGGAACCAUUUGAACAACUUACCAAAGACAUCAGCUCUGCGGAGGCCACUGCUGCAGAUGUCAUCCCUGCUGUGAUGUCCCUCACACAGCUGCUGGCCAGGGUUGAUGAGUCAGACAAGGGUGUGCAAACGGCCAAACGUACUCUACUCGAAGCUGUCUGUAAUCGCUUUAAUGGUGUUCAAAGUGAACCACUGUAUGCCAUUGCAACCUUGGUUGAUGCUCGUUACAAAGAUCGGUAUUUUGACUCAGACAAGAAGGGGGAAGCACUGAAUAUGCUGCUGAGUGUUGUGGAUGAAAUGGCUGGUGGUGGUAACGAUCAGCAGGAAGAGACUGCUGGUGCCAGUGCAGAUGACCCAAGCCAGGAGGACGGGGACCCAAGACAAGAGGAAAGGAACCCAAGACAGGAGGACGGGAACCCAAGACAGGAGGACGGGAACCCACCACCUAAGAAGGCCCGAAAUGAAAGCCUGCAGGACAUGUACCAAGAAAUCCUGGGAGAGAAUGAUAUCAUCACUCAAGCAACUACAGGCGAAACAGCUUCACAGGUGCAUACAUACCUGGGAGAAGUCCUCAUCCUCAAGAAAGAAUGCCCUUUGAGCUACUGGAAGAGCAACCAGGCCCGCUUCCCUGCUCUUGCCCGUGUAGCACGCAAGUACCUCACUGCACCCUGCACCAGUGUAGACAGCGAACGGCUGUUCAGUGCUGUCUCGCAUGUCAUCGACGAGAAGAGGAAUCUUAGUUUGGCUCGUCACAGUCAUUCCAGAUUUACAGCUGAAAUGGUCAGAGAGAUGCUAAAUGAAGAACAGGAUGAAGAUGAAGUAAUUCUUGAUCCUGAUUCUGAGUCUGACAUCUCUGAUGCUGAUGACCUAGACUAUGUGCCACAGGGUCAAGCUGGAGUUGUGGGCGUGUCUAGAAAUCAAGCUCUCAUAGAUGAAGAAGACUCCUUGGAAGAGAUCGAAGACUCGUCUGAUGAGUCCUCUGAAGAGGAAACUCAGACCCAGGCCAAUAGACUGAGUAAAAAGGGGUCUUACAGGAAUGACCCAUGUGUGUAA
Molecule: messenger RNA, 1848 nt
Organism: Limanda limanda (common dab)
Lineage: Eukaryota; Metazoa; Chordata; Actinopteri; Pleuronectiformes; Pleuronectidae
Product: zinc finger BED domain-containing protein 4-like
Exons: 3
Coding region: 1-1848 (615 amino acids)
Molecular function (GO): protein dimerization activity
Source: RefSeq, a predicted model, not a curated record